Oryza sativa Japonica Group (Japanese rice) is the source of this 1664-nucleotide messenger RNA. The record is from RefSeq and is a predicted model, not a curated record. Lineage: Eukaryota; Viridiplantae; Streptophyta; Magnoliopsida; Poales; Poaceae.
CUAUCCCAUCGAGUCGGCUGCACUGAUCGAUUCCAUCACUCUCUCUCUCUCGCCUGCUCGCGGUUGCCUGUGCGUUCGUCUCGCGAUUUCUCCUCCUCCUCCUGGGAUCAUGGCGAUGUGGAGGGCGGCGGCGGGGCAUCUUCUCGGCCGCGCGCUCGGCUCCAGGGCCGCGCACACAUCAGCAGGCAGCAAGAAGAUCGUGGGUGUGUUCUACAAGGGCGGCGAGUACGCCGACAAGAAUCCCAACUUCGUCGGCUGCGUGGAGGGCGCUCUCGGCAUCCGCGAAUGGCUUGAGUCCAAGGGGCAUCACUACAUUGUCACCGACGACAAGGAGGGGCUAAACAGCGAGCUGGAGAAGCACAUUGAGGAUAUGCAUGUCUUGAUCACCACCCCUUUCCACCCAGCCUAUGUUAGCGCAGAAAGGAUCAAGAAGGCAAAGAACCUCGAGCUGCUUCUCACAGCUGGGAUUGGGUCAGAUCAUAUUGAUCUGCCAGCAGCUGCUGCAGCAGGUUUAACUGUGGCAGAGGUUACCGGAAGUAACACUGUGUCGGUGGCAGAAGAUGAGCUCAUGCGCAUUUUGAUUUUGCUCAGGAACUUCUUGCCCGGGUAUCAGCAGGUUGUUCAUGGUGAAUGGAAUGUUGCUGGCAUUGCCUAUAGGGCUUAUGAUCUUGAAGGAAAAACUGUGGGGACUGUUGGGGCUGGUCGUAUUGGCAGGCUCUUACUUCAGCGUCUUAAGCCCUUUAACUGCAACCUGCUGUACCAUGACAGACUUAAAAUUGACCCAGAACUUGAGAAAGAAAUUGGGGCCAAAUAUGAAGAGGAUCUCGAUGCUAUGCUUCCAAAGUGUGAUGUCAUUGUGAUCAAUACACCUCUUACAGAGAAAACAAGAGGUAUGUUUAAUAAAGAAAGAAUUGCAAAGAUGAAGAAAGGUGUAAUCAUUGUGAAUAAUGCUCGAGGAGCAAUCAUGGAUACCCAGGCGGUUGCAGACGCUUGCUCUAGUGGUCAAGUUGCAGGAUAUGGUGGUGAUGUCUGGUUCCCCCAACCAGCACCAAAGGAUCACCCAUGGCGAUACAUGCCUAAUCAUGCCAUGACCCCUCAUAUCUCUGGGACUACAAUUGAUGCACAGCUGAGAUACGCAGCAGGAGUGAAGGACAUGCUGGACAGGUACUUCAAAGGGGAAGACUUCCCGGUGCAGAACUACAUCGUCAAGGAAGGUCAGCUCGCGAGCCAGUACCAGUAAUAACCCUUCCUUGUGUGUUGGGUGUCCAUCCUGUGGCCACCUUCCCGCAGUGAAGGGAAACAGAGAUUCGGAUAGGAACCAAAACACCUUGUGUUGUUGUUGUUGCCUGAGUGUUCCCUGAGAAACUAUUGGACACCGGAAAUAAUGGAUGCCUGCCAUGGCAACCAUGGCUCCGAAGAAUAAAAAGCCCUCGGAUUAAACAGUUCAGUUCAGUUCGUCUAUGUAUGAUCUUUUAUGUGCUUUCUGCUCUCUGUUUUUGAUGUGAAUUUUCUGGUCCAGUACUCCAGUUGCACAUAACAAUUGUACUUGUACCUGAGUACCUCCAUGCCAGGGGCCGGGGGCACCCUUUGCCUUACUGCCUCGGCAGUCGGCUGGAGGGCUGCAGUCUGUUAUCUAUGGAAUCUUUGGUUAGUUGUUGCCUAAA